AUUUCUUCCACUCUUUUUUUCUUCUUUUUUCCCCUUUCAGUGCUUUGUUUCUAUGAUAAAUAGUGCAUCUACGCAGGGUCUUGAUUGUAUAGCUUGACUGCUCAUUAUAUAAGGAGUGUUGUCUAAAAGAUGGGGAGAGGAUUGAACCCGUGCCCUACUUUCAAUUUUAAAUUUUGAACAAUAUUUCUUUCUUUUUUUUUUGUUAUGAGUUGUACUUAUUAGUGUGAAUUUAAAAAACAUCACAUAAAAUUUAAUAAGUUUACCUUAUUCAAAAUCUUUACUUCGAUCUUAUUUUUCAUAAAAAUAUAAAUUAAACUCUAAUAACUUCUCUAGUUCAAAAUAUGAUAUCAUUUUCAAUAUCAAUUAAUAAAUUGUGUCACUAAUCACUUAUUACUUAUUAAAAGAAUGAAUAUCAUUUAUUCUAAAUUUUUUUCUUUAUACAAGAAAAACCUUAAACCCUAAAACAUCGUCAUUUUGCAAGAAGUGUCUUGGUGCUUGCUGUGUGCCUCUUUGGCCGGUGGUAAACUCCUUGGAACCCUUUUGAUUGUAUAGUCAUGAAUUUGUCCUUUGUUGUUGCUUGCUGGGAUCAUAUUGUGUGUGGAUGGUAAAGGUGCAAUCCCAGUUCUUCUUUUUUGCUUUGAUGUUUCGAUGGGUCUCUUUUUGAUGCCUUCAUGAUGUUAUUGGAAGAUGUGCUGGUUUUUGUUUAAGGGUCAUCUCGUCCUUUUUCAGCCUUCUGGGUGUUGUUUUUGUUCUUGCUUGGGGAACCCUUUAAUUCCUCAUUAUUAAUGGAAGUUCUCUCUUGAUUUUCAAAAAAAAAAAAAAAUUGCAAGAAGAAGGACCAAUUGAAACAGUAGCUUAGGGAGCUACUUUUAUAUAUAGUAAUAAAUAUUUCUUCGUAGGGUUAAAAACAAAACAAAUUACCUUUCAUUACUAAGAAUAACUUUUGUGUUUCAAAAAUUUUAAAAAAUACCCUACCAGGAGGUUUUUUAUUCUUCAAUAUUCAAGGCUUAUAAUAAGCAUGUGAAUCAGGUUCCCGAGCCCAAAAGGAAAAAUGGGUCUGAAUCAGGACCCAAGGGCAGCUUGAGAUGUGAACUUGCAAGCCUAAUAGGCGUACAAUCGUUGGGCCUGGGAGCAAUAUCUGUAUUUUCUUGGAAACCUACCGAAAUUCCCAGGAAAAUUUCUGGCAGUGGAAAAUGUUGGGGUGUGGCCUUUCAGUUAAGCCAAACAAAACAUGCGCGCCUAUCCAAUUCCACCCUCUCUAACUGCUGUUUCCACCGUCGAGCUCGCGCCUUUCCCCACCACCCGAUUUCUUCUCAACCCACCAAUCUCCGACAAAACCACCUCCCUUUUUCUUUCAACUUCCUGUCCCAGGAUUCUGUUCUCUAAAUUUAGACCCAACCCUUUUUGUUCCAACUCUGAUGCCACCUCAUCAGACACGAAUGAAGAUGAUGACAAUGAUGAUGUUUAUUUUGACGAUGAUGAUGGUUUUGUUUUGUCAGAUGAGAAGGCACAGACGUUGUCUGAAGAUGGUUUUUUUAUUGAGAUUAAAAAGCUUGGAGGGAACUCUCGUAGAAUUCGGUCCAAAAUUGGGAUUGAAGCCAGCCUCGAUACUGUUUGGAAGAUUUUGACUGACUAUGAGAAGUUGGCUGACAUUAUUCCGGGUCUCGCUGUCAGCAAAGUUGUCGAAAAAAAAGACAAAUUUGCUCGACUUUAUCAGAUUGGACAGCAGAACUUGCCAUUGGGUUUGAAAUUUAAUGCUAAAGGAGUUUUAGAUUGUUAUGAGAAAGAUCUUGAGAUUUUGCCUUCCGGGAAAAAGCGUGAAAUUCAAUUUAAGAUGGUUGAAGGUGACUUUACACGUUUUGAAGGGACAUGGUUGAUUGAACAGCUUAAUAAAGGAAAAUGCAAAGGCGAAGAAGCAUUUUUUGGUCAAGAAAUCCAGACAACCCUUUCUUAUUUAGUUGAUGUAAAGCCAAAGAUGUGGUUGCCAGUUCGCCUUGUGGAGGGCAGACUUUCUAGCGAGAUAAAGACGAACCUUUCCUGUAUUCGCGAAGAAGCAAAGAGAGUGAUAAGUGCUUUGAGCUCUCUUUAAUAUUAUUUGCUUGGACAGAUAAGUCUCCAAGCACGCUACUCAAGCAUAAUCUAUUCAAGAUCCAGUUUCAUAAUGGAAGAAUGAUUCACCCCCAACCCUUUUUCACCUAUUGAUAUCCUCCUGCUUUACAUUGUCUAAGAAAGAGUUGAGGAAAAGGGAAAGAAUUGAGUAUGAUGGACACUCUGGUGAAAGGAUUUAAUAUUUCUUUAGUGUAAUAUAUUAUUUACUAUUAAUUUAUAGUAAAAGAACUAAUGAUGUUACAUGUCUU
Theobroma umbraticum is the source of this 2357-nucleotide messenger RNA. RefSeq names its product Polyketide cyclase / dehydrase and lipid transport protein. NCBI's taxonomy places the organism in Eukaryota, Viridiplantae, Streptophyta, Magnoliopsida, Malvales, Malvaceae. The record is from RefSeq and is a predicted model, not a curated record.